Messenger RNA from Sus scrofa (pig), 4274 nucleotides. NCBI's taxonomy places the organism in Eukaryota, Metazoa, Chordata, Mammalia, Artiodactyla, Suidae. The record is from RefSeq and is a predicted model, not a curated record.
AUCUCUCUGGGCCUUUAUCUCUCUGUCUCUGCCUCUCCUCCAUGUCUCUGCCCCUGGGUUUCUCCCACCUCUCUGUCUACCCCAGUCACUCACCAGCAGGAACCGUGCUCUGCACCCAUGGUUGGGACACGGAGUGAUGGGCUGGGAGCCCCUCUAUCCCAGGUGCUGAUGGAGGCCACUGUGGUCCUCCAGGCCCAGCAUCCAGGGUGCAUCUCUAUGCCUCUCGUGUUUGGGGUGAGCCAUGGGCCCUGCAGCCCGUAUUUCACAGUGGGCAGCGGCCACAGAGCCUCGAUUCCCUCUCACAGCAUAGCGGGCUCUUCCCUCUGCGGGGUAACUUCCCCCACUCCAACCUCCAGUCCUUCUCCGUUGCUGUACAGGACCCCCUGGCCUCCAGAUGGCCCGCUGCGUCUCCACCUUAUUGACUGAUGAGCAAGGGCUCUCCAAGGCAGCUUAGGGCUUCCCACCUGUGUGUCCCUGGCUCACCAAGGCCCUGCCGCUCCCUCCCUGCUCUGAAGCCUCAUGGCUCCCCAGUGUCCCCUCCUCUUGGCCCCACUUUCAAGGACUGAAUUGACCAGACAAGUUCGGUGUGCUCUGGCUACCAGAUCCUGUUCUUUAGCCGUGAACCCAGAUCACCGCUUUCAUGCCCCCAAGCUGGAGAAACGCCAGUGGUGGUGGUGGUGGGGCUUUGUCACAUUCUGCUCCGUCCCCAGCACAUACUGUACCAGAGACUGGUAUACCUUAGGUGCUCAGUAUGAGCAACAAAGGCAGCGGCAAUCACAGGGCUUUCCUGGGAAAACAGGUUGAGGCUGGGACAGGCAGGAUGGGACCAGAGCCCUGCAGCCUGGAACUGCCCCAACCCUGUGAGGUCACUGUGGGCUCCAGCGCUGCCCCCUGUGCACCAGAGAUGCUGGGGAAACCGAGGUAAGCAGCAUAGCGCAAGUGAUCUCAGGGGUUGCAUGGCCUGGCAGAGCUAGGACAAACACACACACACACACACACACACAUGAACAUGUCUCCUGCCUCCCCACCCCCGUGGAAUUACCAUUAUCAACAACCCCACGGCAGGAGAAUCAUCCUGCUUUCUGAGACACUGGCUCAGAACCGGGUGUUGCUGGCAAGGCCUGGAGGGGCCUCCAACCACAGGCCACAGCGCAGUUCCCUCUUUCCUGGCCGUUGGGAAAGGGUGGGGUUGGGGACCUGCCUGCAGAACUCUCAGGGGAGACGCCGGCUGGUGACAGCCAUGGCGCCCCGGGCAGGGGGCUGGGACUGCCUGCUGCUGGCUGUAACCAUUGCCCUGAUGCUGCGUAUGAGGCCCCCAGGUAAGGACCCCCCAGACACCCCCAGAACCCCUUAUGGGGGCUCCAAUCAGGAAACCCCAGUCCCCCCAUGCCCUCCUCCUGCAGCUACUCAGAUCCCAGACAGCUAUUGUUCUCUGGUCUCAGCAGGGGUCUUGGCCAGGCCCAGGUUUUGUGAGGUCCUGACCCCCCUCCAGCAGACUCCAGGGCAUCCUCUGGGCAUCUCUGCCUCUUUCUCCUCGAGGAGCCUGACCCCAAGCCCACCUGGGCUGCCCGACAUGCUGCCCACUCUGCCUGCAGGCUCCUGGGCAGCCCACAUCAUUGGGGGCCAUGAGGUGACCCCCCACUCCCGGCCCUACAUGGCGUCCGUGAGCUUCCAGGGCCAGCACCACUGUGGGGGCUUCCUUCUCCAGGCCCGCUGGGUCCUCUCGGCUGCCCACUGCUUCAAGGACAGAGACCCCCAAACAGGCCUGGUGGUGCUGGGGGCCCAUGCUCUGCACACCUCAGAGGCCACACAGCAGGUGUUCAGUAUCUCAGCCGUCAUCAUGCACCCUAAGUACCAGCCCAUGACCCAUACCAGUGACAUCUGUCUGCUGCAGUUGAACAGCUCUGCCAUCCUGGGUCCAGCGGUGGGGCUGCUGCAGCUGCCACGGAGGGAUGCCAGGCCACUCAAAGCCGGGGCACCCUGCAAGGUGGCCGGCUGGGGCUCCGUGUCUGACUUUGAGGAGCCACCUCCUGGACUGAUGGAGGCCGAGGUCCAAGUGCUGGGUCUGGAUGUCUGCAACAGCUCCUGGAACGGGAAGCUGGGCCCUGCCAUGCUCUGCACCCGCAGCAGGGACCGCCAGCGUCGCGGCUUCUGCUCGGCUGACUCUGGGGGGCCCCUGGUGUGCAGAAAUCGGGCCCACGGCCUUGUCUCCUUCUCUGGCCUCUGGUGCGGCGAUCCCAAGACCCCCGACGUGUACACACAGGUGUCUGCCUUCGUGACCUGGAUCUGGGACGUGGUUCGGCGGGGUUGACAUGACCCCCUGCCCAGGACCUCUGGGGUCCCUGCAGGAAUUGCCUGAACCACAGCAGUGCUGGGUACACAGAUAAGAUGGCAAACAAUGCAAACAGCUCCUUCCUGGAAACUUCUGAGGCUGGAAUUUUCUCCAUCCACCAUGGAGGCCCCCAAACCCAGAGAAGCAUAGUGUGUGUGUGGGUGGCGGGGGGGGGGCAAUCAGUUCCCAACAAACAGGGCAAAAUAAGCAAAUAAACUGUGACCUGACUAACCAGACAGGACAAUCUACGUCCAGGGCCCACCCACAUUCCUUCGAGCUUCUUGACCUCAGCGUGGCUAAGAGUCCAGCUCCGCCACCCCUUCCUUGAGGGACCUGGACCACAGGUCCCAGGGCUCCUCUCCACCCUCUCAUCCCCUCCCCAUGCUGACCCCUCUGGAGUUACCUACACCCCCUCCCCCCACAGCCCAAGCUCUGGACAGCCUCCCAGUCUUUGCCCCCUGCCUGGAGCGCCAGGCUGAGAGAGGGUGGGGUCUCAGGUUGGCCUGGCUUCAUGGGAAGCCUGUCCUCACCCUCUGAAGAGUGCCUGGAGCAAACUGUGCCGGCUCAUGGCAAAGCUGCAUGGGGCCCAGCCAGUGCUAUUCCUAAUCGUGUCAACGUCUCUGUUGUACCUUUAGCCUUUCCAGACCAGGCCUCCAUAUCUGGACCCUAAGCCAGCCAGCUUCUUGGGGCAGCCCUAAGUAUCCUAAGCCAGCUUCCCUCCCUUGCCCCUCCUACCCACCCCUAGUCCUCCCCGGGCUGCUGACCACAGCCUGAAUGUGGACACUGAGGCCCAGAGACCAGAAGCAGCUGCCCCAAGGACGUAUGAUUGCGCCUCUCCCCUGGAUGCUUCCAGAGCCCCCAGGCACCACCAUAAUAGCACUCCAGGCCCAGGUGCUAACCCCCUCCACCGAAGUGGGGGCACAGAGGCUCAGAGAGAGAGGGACAAACCAAGGCCUGGACAUCCCAAGAUGCUUUUUCAGUGUUUAUUUCUUUGGUGGGAUAGGCAGGACCCCAGGGGGUAGGUUGCCUUGUCGGGGUGCGGGUGGGGGCUCAGGGUAAACCCACUAUUCAAGGGCACUUUCUUGGUGUCACAGAUAAGGCACUUCCUGGAGGCUGAGAAGGACGAGCACCACUGCCCUACGUUCUGAACUCGUGGAGCUAGGCUCCUGCUCCACUGGGCCCCAACCUCAGGUCUGAGCCUCCAGUCCACACACAGGCACAGGUGACACACAGCAACAGCCCAGGCAGGUGAAGGGAAUCCAGCUGGCAGGCGAGGAGGGUCCAGCUGGGCACCGGACCUAGCGGCCUGGCCAGGGCAGGAUGUGGGGGACUGAAGGGUCCCAGGUGUGGACCCCACCUGUGGACAGGGCAGCAGGCACUCACACCAAGGGGUGACCCAUGGAUGCAGAGCUCCAGGAUGCCAGAUGUGCAGCGGGUCUUGGCAUCUGCACCCCACCCUGAGCCAGUGAGCAAGCCUAGGUGGGUUGGGCACCACAGGACAUGGUGUUCAUCUGGACAAACCCAGGCCUUGGAUCCCUCUCACCUCCUGGCUCCUGUUUGAGAAGGCAGGGUGUCUCUUCAUUACUUGCUGGCAGAAAAUCCCCAGCCCUCUCAGGGGCCAUGAUAAUUAACAGUUACCCCCAAGGAGCAGAAGCAGUGGGGUCCUCCUGGGCAGUAUGGUGCCUGGGGUGCAGGUGCAGUGCCAUCCACCCACCAGCCAGGCCCCCAGGCCUCCUUCCCCAAAUCCUGCCAAGAUAUCGUAGGGGGAGCACCAGGGCUCCCAAAAUGGUACCAGUCCAGGCUCUGGGGAGUGUCCGUCAGACAUAAAUUAGACUCUGCUGUGGCAAUAAAUAAAAUGGGGAGACCUUGAACACCAGGCCCAGGCCGGCCCCACAGGCUCACACAAAGUUCUCUUCCUCCUCCUCCGACUCAGCAUCUAACA